UUACGCGGGUCACUGGUCGUCCAUCACGUGACCAAUGGCAAAAACUAUUGGCCGAUCGCUGGAAUUUGAAGCCACCCACGCUGAUCAUCAGUAUCAUUGGCUCAAGAGCUGAGCUAAGCAAACGAUUCAAAUUGACCUUGAAAAAUGGACUGUGGAAAGCGGCUGAAAGUGCCGGCUGUUGCAUCAUUUCGGACGGUCUAGAUCGUGGAAUGACUAAGGUUGCCGGCGAGGCUGUUCGUGAUUACAUGGAGGCUUACGGCGGCGAUCAUAUGGUCAUGGUCGGGGUGACUGGAUCCGAUCAAAUUGCUUUUCACGAACUUUUUAAGCCAGACGGAGGCGGAUUACAGCACUCAAAGGGUCGAGAUCCCAGAACCACCGUUUACUAUCCAGAACCGCUGUCGGACGAGGAACCGGAUGAGAAUGCAGUCAGCUCAACCAGUUCCAUGGAUUUACCCUACUGGUCUGAACGUCUGCUCAAUGACAUGCAAUCCAAACCAGCCCCACCAGCCGAUGCGCAACGAACUGGUGUACCAUUCGGGCAGAGUAAACCGUCAGCUGCAUCCGCUCAACUGUCCGAAUCGCAACGUGACUGGACCACGGGUGGGAAACGACGCAAGUUUCGUCUGAAUGAUAACCAUCAGUAUCUCCUACUGGUUAAUAACGACCGUGCUGAAUCGAAGGAGAUCCGAUAUAAUCGAUAUUUGGAAACACGUAUCCUGUUUGAACGGACCAUUGUCACUUGGGCUAAGCCUAGUAUAGACGCUCCAGCAAUACUAGGUACCAAAAAACCCCGCGCUUCUGUCGCGUUACCAAGCCUCGUAGAUGGACUAUUUGAUGGAGGUGAUCCAGUCGCCCCUCGAAUUCACUCGAAGCAAUCAAUAAUUCCAGGGGAUACCGAUCCGUCCGUCCCGAACAGGUCACUUGGUCGUGACGGUGAGUCCUUGGUCCCGCGAAAUCUAUCCUCCGUGGCCGGGGCCAUGAUUACCCCGGAACGAAUGGACACACGCGGCUCGCAUGCAAGUAUGACUGAAACGCAGACCACACCAAGUGAAGUCAUCGCAAAAGUGCCCAUUUGUGGCAUUGUGGCUGGCAGUGGAUCCUCCUUGAUCGAACAUGUGUAUGCGUCAGUGACACUGAAUCGUUGUCCGAUGGUAAUUGUCCGGGGCACCGGGGGCAUGGCUGAUGUGAUUGCAAACGUAAUGGAUUUCAUGGCCUUUAAGAAUUCAUUCGAAGAGAAUGUGAUCACGGAUGAGGAAAUCGAUAUGAAAAUCGCAAGUAUCAUCCACGAAACACGGACAGAAGCUCAAGGUCAACCACAAGGUGGUCGCGCCAGAGGCAAGAAAUUCCAAUCGCGCACAAAAGAGGCUCGCCUGGGAGAAAAACGUGACGGGGCAGAUGGUGCACGAACCACGGAGGGGCAACAAGCUGCCAAACCGAAAGCAGUAAAUUUGAAAGCAUACUCUCGGUUAGUUGAAUUGUUACGGGAUUUGACCGAGAACUACGGACAUCUUCUAUCUGUGUUUGACAGUGAGGACACCGAUCUGGACGGGUACAUGAUUUCAGCCUUGUUGAGUAGUGCUGGCUUGGAUACACCACGAAACGAACUCAAUUUGGAUCAACUGGAAAUCGCCAUUCGACUAAAUCGAGCAGAUAUUGCCCGAACCAAAAUAUUCCUAGAAGGAAAACAUUGGAAGCGUGGUGGUUUGGACGAUUUCAUGUUCACCGUGAUUCUGAACGAUCAGAACGAUUUUGUCAGUCUGCUGCUGGAGAACGGAUUCAAUUUGGAAGAGUUUCUCACGGUACAUACGCUGGAACGUCUGUAUACGGAAUUCUUGAAGAAAACAGAUUACAAAACCGGCUUAUUUCAACAGUUGUGGAAACGUGCUCGAAUCUAUAAAAUGGAAUGGGUCAUGCUUCGGGAUAUCGGUCGAAUUAUCAAAAAUUUGGUCGGCGAUUUCUAUCAUCCGUUGUACCUGUCCAAGAAGUUCCGCAACACCGUCGUUGAACGUGGAGCGCACGAUUCUAGCGAUGAGGAUGACAUGGAUCUGGAUAGUUCACAGUUUAAAGGUCAGUGGCGUACUGAUUACGGUCGAGAACGAUCAAAUGGUUUAAUUGAGCCCGGGAAUUCAUCUUCCGCGACAACAUCAGCUUCCAGUUUACCGGAAGAAGAAACCGUCUACCCGAAUUCCGGACGACCACGCGCACGCAGCACUGAACCCACGGGGUCUCGUUCCACCCUAUCCGCGGAAAGUUUGAAGCCUCAAGCCAAACCAAAAUCACCAGGCAGUCAAUCAAAACGAGAUUUAAGGAAAUCUCGGCCGGUUGAGUUUGACGAUUCGGUCCGUGGAAGUACCACAGUCACUGGUCGUGUGCCUGCUGAGUUGACCAAUGGUAGAUCGGUUUCAAAUGUUAGUCGAAUCACCGACGAUGGAGAUCAGGUGACUUUGAAAGGUACAAGUGACAGUGCCUCUGAUGCCGGAUCUGAUACCACAUUGAUCCAUCAUUCGCGGAAGCCUCGUCGACAAACGUCUAGACCUCAGUCCCGUCCAGUUUCUAUCGAACCGCAACCAAAUGGUCGUCGUUGUAUUGUUCGACCGAUUACCGGGUUGAAUUUGGGCUAUCAACCAUAUUUGGGAUUCACUAAUCCAGUGUACAACGGAGAUGUGGGAUCUGGUCGUAACCACAGUGAGGGGAGGCCCGGACGAGCACAGACAAUAGGACGCCGACGUCUCGUCACUAUCACACAGGAUGGUCAGACAGUGAUUAUGGCCCCAAAAGCACAGGCUGAAUCUACUCGAAAUUUGAGCAUAGUGAGUUCAAAUCAGGCGAAUGGGACGGUGAGUCGAACCCCAUCGAGCCACGAUCUGAGUCACUCCGUACGUUCGGAAGUGUCGAAGCGACCCAGGGAACAAGGACGGGAAUCGAAUGUACGCCAUGCCGUAUUCGCGGACGAUUUGAAUCAACCGUUGUUUCGGCGUGCCCGAUCAGCUAGCUACUUCACUCUAGGUCGGACUGGUCGGUCUGAUCUACGACCGAAUAUUCCCGGAGCGCGACGAAAAUCGAGUAGUGGAGCGCGCCGUGUGGCUCAUUCCAUUCUGCAUCCGCUCACCGACCCUGAGAAGGCUCAGUUGCAAAUCCGUGAAAUUGAACGCAUGGCCCGGGAACGUCGUCGUGAGAAGGAACGGCGACAUCGACACCGAGUUGCUCAGGGCAAAUUUACCUUGAUGGAACGGUUGACUGGGAAGGCAAAGGAACAGAGACUGGAAGAACUUAAACCAGCCAAGUUAGCAAAUUUCUCGCACACGUCGACAGUCACAUUUGAGCGACCUGCACGCGAAAUAAUGGUCAUGUGUAUUCUGGUGGGAAAACUGACGAUGGCUGAGGUGUUUUGGAGUUAUGAAAAGGAACCGAUCGCCUCAGCACUGGUUGCAUCAAUUCUGUUCAGUGAAUUGGCCAGCAAGUCGGACGAUGUGGCCAACAAAGAGGAGUACGAGGAAGCUGCGCGAAGGCAUUUUGAACCAGUACACAAAGUACAAAUGGAGUGGAAUAUGAAUAUUUCAGUCGAGUUUGGAAAUAUUGACUCUGCAUACGAUGCACUUUGUCCAGCCAAAUGUAAUUUUGAGGAGAAAGCUGAGGAAGUACUGGAGGAAUGCCAUCAAGAAGAUAGGGUUCGAACCCAACUCCUACUGUGUCGAAAAUUGGAAUUCUACGGAGGUAGUUCUGCAAUUCGUUUGGCCGCUCGUGGUCGCUGUAUCCGGUUUAUGGCACAUCCGUGUUGUCAGGAGCUGUUAUCCGGUGUAUGGAUGGGGGAGCUGUCUCCAAAGUACACAUGGUUUCAGCCUCCGGCGGAUUAUGACUCGGUUGGAACCCAAUAUGGGUUGUGCUUUAUCCGGUAUUACGAAGAUGAAAAACGAUGGAAAAUACAACUGAUGCGUAUCAAAGCGUUCUAUCGGGCUCCGGUAAUUCGAUUCAUCUAUAACACAAUUUUCUAUCUGUUUUUCCUGCUGCUUUUCAGUUGGACUUUACUCACCGGGUUGACAUUGAGCUUCAACUAUUUCGAAUUAUUUCUCGUACUCAUGGUGGUCUCGUUUCUGUCGGAAGAGCUGAAACAGGCCCUGGGCCCCGGAUCCAGUCUACGGGAAUACAUCAGUGACGGAUGGAAUCAAUUGGACUGUCUCGCGAUUGGUUUUUUCAUAAUCGGAUUGGCUCUCAAAUUCCAAGUGUACAGCAAAAUAAAAAACGAGGCCAGAGCAGCUUAUUUACAUCUGUUACGAAACCGUACCGAAUCACUUCUGUUCAUAGACGACAACAAUACCACCACCACUAACAAUACGAUGAUCACUUUGACGCUCGAAAACUGGUGGACUUCUAACAGGACAUGGUUUGAUGGACUAUACGCCCCCAAUACAACACGCGUCACAAACGGGACGGAGUCACCGUUGGAUAACACCCUGUUGUUCGUGAACAGGGCAUGGAAUUUCAGUGAGAAUCUCCUACCCCAAGUGGCUGAUUUGAUCUUGGACGGUGCACCCAGAGGCGCCACCGGUAGCAGCACCAGCGGUCUGGCCUGGAAUUUGGAUGAUCCGUACUUUUUGCUCAACAAUCAGACUGUGAUUAUUUCACGCAUUUUCUACGCGCUCAGUCUGUUCGCGUUCUACGUUCGUUUGAUGUACAUAUUCAGCUUCAGUAUGGUUCUCGGACCGAAGCUGAUUAUGCUUAAUCGAAUGAUAGUGCACGAUUUACUCCCAUUCUUGCUUAUUCUAGUCGUCUGUCAAAUGGGUUACGGGAUUGCGGUACAUUCGAUUGCCUACGCGAACGGAUAUUUUGCUGAUUACGAACAGUUUGCGAUGACAAUCAAUUCAACAAUCAAAUGGAAAACGGGGCUGAAAAGUAUCUACGAUGCGAUUAUCACAUCCUACUUCCAAAUGUUCGGCCUUUUUAGUUUGAAUGAACUCCAAGGAGAAAGUUCCGAAUGCCGUGACGACAAUAUGUGUCCACAGACUUCCGCUCGGCGUUUGUCUGUGGUAAUGCUGAGCGCUUUUGUAUUGCUUACACAAGUUCUCAUGUUCAAUCUGCUCGUGGCCACGUUCACCUCUACUUACAACGAAAUCGAAGGCUCGUCAUCCUACUUUUGGUGUUAUCAACGAUACGAAAUGAUUCAGGAAUUUGUGGAUCGACCUUCGGUUGCCCCACCGUUCAUGCUGGUCUCGUACACGAUCGAAUUUACCGGUUUCCUGUGUCGAAAAUUAUGCAAUGUGAUUUUGGGCCGAGAAAGUGAACAGGACUGCGAUGAUGAUCCUUUCUGUAAGUCAAGGUUCGGUGUUCUAUAG
Molecule: messenger RNA, 5330 nt
Organism: Echinostoma caproni
Lineage: Eukaryota; Metazoa; Platyhelminthes; Trematoda; Plagiorchiida; Echinostomatidae
Source: the annotation of a GenBank genome assembly